AUACGGGUUCUUAUCGCUUAUCGGAACGUCAUUUCGUACCGAACUGGAGCGCAACCCAGAUUUCGAGAUUGGCCUCAAUCCAUCUUACUUGACCUGCGUGCCCUCAGCGCGGAACCCGUCAUAUGGCCGUAAAGGCACAACCGCCACGCGUAUAAAAGCAGCAAACCGGCAUUGUUAUUUCUCAAACCCCUCUGGAUUCCAAUGAUGGAGUCGCAAGACCGCGCAUCGAAUGCGCUCGUGCGCAAGCGGGCCGACACCGAACUGAUGCCGGCACCGCCGCCAGUAAAGAAGAUCAAGCGCCCGAAAAAGGUCAUAGACGAAGACACAUAUACCGAUGCCCUUUCGCAGAUCAUCGCACGCGAUUUCUUUCCCGGGCUUCUGGAGGCCGAGACACAGCAAGAGUAUCUCGACGCCCUCGAAUCCAAAGACAAGGCAUGGAUAUCCAACGCUGGGCAGCGACUACAGCGCGUGAUGACUCCGGGGAGACAAAGGCUGAAAAGACCGGCGCCUCUCGAACAUGGAGGACGCACGCCGUCAGCAUACGGUGCAGACACGCCAUUGUCAGUUGUAUCGACAGUCGCUGAAGCGUCAAAACCAGCCGUGGACACCAACAUGAGCCUAGCCAAUUUCCAAGCCACAUACACAAGUGAGGAUAACGAGAGCUUUUACAAGCUUAUGGACAAACAAAACCAGAAAAAGGCGGAGAAAUACGCGUGGAUAUGGCGGGGGAACAAGCUGCCGUCCAAGCAGAUGAUAAAACAGGCCGAGGUGGAAUCAAAGUUGUUGGAAACAAGGAGCUUGACCGAUGAUGGGUGGAAGCGGGAUAGACUGGCCAUCAAGGAUGUCGAUGACCGUCCAGCGCAACCCGAUACUUGGAACGCGAACCCGAAAAACAAUCUAAUGUUUGGGCCGGACGGUGUUGAGGACGUCUACGAAAGCCCAGCUCAGAAGGCCCAAGCCGAGUCGAGGAUGGCACCGAAAUCGAUCAACUAUCAAAACACGAGGAUACCGCAGCCAGUGAUCGUCGAGCGACCGCCAUCACCAACCAUGACCGCCGUCAGAGACGCGAUCGCUGGCAAAACGCGGAAAGAGGACCAGGCUUCGACCGCCGUGGGUGGAGGAGAAACACCUAGGGUGAACGGAUAUGCGUUUGUUGAUGACGAGGACAAUGAAGAGGUCCUGCCUGCCCCCGUAAUCCGUCUAGGCCCGGGCGAUGCCACGCCGAACCCUUUCAAGUUGCAAGACCAGAGGAAGAGAGAAAGCUUGCACCACCGGCUGGUUGAGCGGGCAGCGCAGUCCAAACGAGAGUCUGCAAAAAAUGGGCUGACCGGGAAGCCGGAGAAAACACCAGUGCCCAAAUUUCCGUCCAGUCCACGAGUCUCGGGUGGCCUUACUCCGGCCGCUCAACGAUUGUGGAGCAAGAUUGGCAAUCCAAGACCUGGGAGCCCAAGUAACUCUUCUUCAAAGGCAACGCCCAUGAGGGCGAGGGGCUCACUUCUGAAGGGCGGAUCCUCAGUUAGGCGGGAAUAAUGGCUAUGAGAAUCACCUGUAAUGAAUAAUGACGGACGCGAAGUCACAAAUAGACCAAGGAUACCACACCAAUAGAGAGAAGUCUUUAGACUGCUUAGCUUACACUCAAACGCUUCCCAGUUCACAACUGAAUCCGGUCCUCCACCUAAACGUAGUAGCAAUCACUUAAAGUGGAAGGUUG
Colletotrichum navitas is the source of this 1711-nucleotide messenger RNA. RefSeq names its product nuclear protein Es2. The coding region runs from base 202 to 1530 and encodes 442 amino acids. The record is from RefSeq and is a predicted model, not a curated record. Gene Ontology annotation, cellular component: catalytic step 2 spliceosome. NCBI's taxonomy places the organism in Eukaryota, Fungi, Ascomycota, Sordariomycetes, Glomerellales, Glomerellaceae. The transcript has a single exon.